Molecule: messenger RNA, 1317 nt
Organism: Pollicipes pollicipes
Lineage: Eukaryota; Metazoa; Arthropoda; Thecostraca; Pollicipedomorpha; Pollicipedidae
Product: derlin-2
Exons: 6
Coding region: 441-1151 (236 amino acids)
Source: RefSeq, a predicted model, not a curated record
GCAGCCUUUAGUACGCACUUUAUAAAGUCUUAUCACAAAAUAUGCCAUAUUUAUGGCUUUUCUACGAGCAGCUCAGUGUAUUUUGCCAUAUGUGCCGGUGUAUUUGUUCACAAGAUUAUUUUGUCUUUUACAAUAAUCGUAACGCAGCUUUGCGUUGAUGUUUCAUUUACGGCGCCAAGUGCACCGUCAUCCAAACACUUUCAGCCCAAGCUAUAUGUCGUACAUGGUUAUGGUAGUGCUACGUACUUAACCAGGUACUGAAACAUCCAAGACAGUUACCUACGGUAAAUUGGUCGGCAAUUUUCUGGUGUAAUAAAACGACUGUCGAUCAGACGACAACUACCGUUAUCAUGAUGAUGAUGAACUGCCAAUGAGAACAUAGGCCUGGCGCAUGUUUUCGUCACAUACCGACGCACGGAGCAGCUGAUUAUAGUGCUGCAAUGGCACACCAAGCACUGCUGGCCGAAUAUCUGGAGAUGCCGCCGGUUACCAGGGCUUACACCACAGCCUGUGUUCUCACCACCUUGGCCGUGCAACUGGACCUGGUGUCGCCGUUCCAGCUGUACUUCAAUCCACGCCUGAUUUUGACACGAUAUCAGUUCUGGCGGCUCGUCACCACCUUCCUGUUCUUCGGUCCGGUCGGCUUCACCUUCCUCUUCAACCUGGUCUUCACCUACCGCUACUGCCGCGACCUGGAGGAUGGCUCGUUCCGGGGCCGCACGGCCGACUUCGUCGUGAUGUUCGCGUUCGGCGCUGUCAGCAUCGUCUGCUCCGCGCUCGCCGUGAACCUGCUCUUCCUCGGCCAGGCAUUCACCAUCAUGCUGGUAUACGUCUGGAGUCGCCGGAACCCCUUCAUUCACCUGAACUUUUUCGGCCUCUUGAGCUUCCAGGCACCGUACCUGCCCUGGGUGCUGCUGGCCUUCUCGCUGCUGCUCGGCAACAAGGUGGCCGUCGACAUGGUCGGCAUUGCCGUCGGCCACGGCUACUUUUUCCUGGAGGACGUGUUCCCCCAGCAGACGGGCGGUUUUCGUGCGCUGCGGGCGCCCCGCUGGCUUCGGGUCCUGCUGGAUAGCGACCCUGACGCUCCCGGCCAUGUGCCCGCGUACCGGGCGAACGCGCGAGCGCAGUGGGACCCGCCGCCCGGUGGCUAGCGGCGCCCGUGCGCGCUAGCCCGGUCCUAGUCCCAGGCCGGCGGUCCGUGCUGUGCGCGCUGCGUGUUGGCUGUGCUUGUUACGUCCGCUGCUGAUCACCCCCGUUCGAUGUUAUCCGUGCUGUGUGAUGUUUAUUCGUGCAGAGCCGAAUAUGCCAUUAUGUACA